This is a messenger RNA of Ostreobium quekettii, 999 nucleotides long. NCBI's taxonomy places the organism in Eukaryota, Viridiplantae, Chlorophyta, Ulvophyceae, Bryopsidales, Ostreobiaceae. The record is from the annotation of a GenBank genome assembly.
AUGUACCAGAUCGCCACGGCCAAGGGCCCGCCGCCCUACCCGGAGGGCGCCUCCGCGCAGGCAACCCACUUCCUGGGCCGCUGCCUCGAGCUGGACCCCAAGGCACGGGCCAGCGCCAGGGAGCUGCUUGUCCACCCGUUCCUGGCCGGCGCCCUGCCGGCGGCCGACGCGUCCAUCCGGAGCGUCUCCUCGCAGGUCUUUGAUCCUCCGUCGGACGUCAAAGACGAAAGGGACGGCGUGCAAAUCCGUCUGGAAUCCUCGGAGGGGUCGAAGGAGAAUUUGUCCGGCAACGCGCCGAGGGCGCAGGCCCGCCAGGAGGCGCAGCCGGAAUGUGGGGACUCCCUGAUGGCGGAGCUGAAGAAGGUGCUGCAGCGCCGGAGGAUGGCGACCUCCUCCUCCAGGUUCGCCUCCGCGAAGAGCAUGACGGAAAGGGUGAGCCCGACGCUGAACGGAUCGGGAGCGCCCAAGGCGGUGCCGAAGAACGUGUCCCCAAGGAGCAUGAGCGAACCAGUGACGCCCCCGCAGGCAGGCACCCCGGCCGCGGGCCCCGCGUCCAGGUUUGCCUUGGCGAAGAGCAUGAUGGAGCGGCUCGCCUCCCAGCCGGGCAGGGGCGGCCCGUCCAACCCCUCAUUCGGGACGUACAGGUGCUCCGGGACAAGCAGCAGCGCCAGCACCAGCGCUGGCACGCCACCGCAGCCGCCCCCCUCGUCAAGUGGUCCGGAAGUCGCGGCCGCCAAUGCGGCGCCGUCCGCAAGCGGUGGCUGUUCGACGUCCGCCCUCCUUAAUGUGGCCCGGUUGUCAGUGCCGAACUCGGCGGCCACCACAAUGGGGACGUCCGUCGCGGAGCAGUUCUGUUCUGCGGACAGUUCCGUCUGUCAGUCCGUCGAUGCGACUUCCACGCACGCGAGCGCACGCGCCCCUGUGAGGGAGAGAAUGGCGCCGGUGCUCAAGGAACUGAAGGUUCGUGCAAGUUCUAGGCUGAAGAGCGCAGCGGACUAG